UGGUCGAUUCCGCGUGCCGUCUGCAUCGUCCGCGCCGCUUCUGGUAUAUAGUCAUACGCCUGUACCGGAGUGUCAGUAUCAGUUUAGCUUUCUCAGUGACUACCGAGUGACAACUUCAAACAAUCAACAUGCCUGGACCUUGCUGUGACGUUUGCAAAGACACCUGCGGAAGCAGCGGUGGAUGCAAGUGUGGAGACAACUGCAAGUGCACUGGGGACUGCCAGUGCUGCAAGAAGUCAGCUAACUGCGGUUGCAAGGCUGGAGAGAAGUGCGCCUGCCCAGAAGGCACCUGCGCCUGCAAGUAAGCCCCCGAUCUGAACGUACCCUGUCUAACACACCAUUCCAUCAUGCAUUGCAAUAUCUACGCUUCAUCUUUAUUGUAAAGACUGUAAUUAGUUAAGUAAAUUAUUGAUGUAAA
Messenger RNA from Homalodisca vitripennis (glassy-winged sharpshooter), 418 nucleotides. Its product is annotated as U9-ctenitoxin-Co1a-like. The transcript is spliced from 3 exons. The record is from RefSeq and is a predicted model, not a curated record. Bases 129 to 305 code for a protein of 58 amino acids. Lineage: Eukaryota; Metazoa; Arthropoda; Insecta; Hemiptera; Cicadellidae.